Prorocentrum cordatum is the source of this 543-nucleotide messenger RNA. NCBI's taxonomy places the organism in Eukaryota, Dinophyceae, Prorocentrales, Prorocentraceae. The record is from the annotation of a GenBank genome assembly.
AUGCGCGCCAAUGUAGCGGCCCUGCUGGCGCUGGCGCUGCCGGAGGGCCUGCCGUGCCUGGACCUCGCGGGCCGCAACGCCACAGCCGCCGCGAGCGCCGCGGCGCAGGGCUGGGAGCAGCUGAGCUCUGCGCUGGCGGCGGGGAGGUUCCCCGGCGCGACCGGUGACGUCCUCGCGCUGGCAGUCCCGAGGGCGACGUGCAGCUGCCAGUUGGACCGCUGGGACCAGUAUGCUGUGUGCAAGGGCGCGUACGAGCGGGGUGCCCAGGCGUUGUCGUUCGGCAUAAAAGGCUACGACGAGUGGGCGAGGCACGUCCAACACGAGCACGCGAGGCUCGUGCCGAAGCUGUACGACUGCUACGACACGAGGAAGCCCGCCGGGUUUGACAACGAGUUUUUCCCGACCUGCGUUGGCGGCAAGGCCGGGCAGAGGGGCGGCCGCGCCUUCGAGACCUUGCGGCGGCUGCUCCCCGCCGGGGCCAACCAGUCGGCCCGCCACCGCUCGACAUCGAGAGCAGCGAGUUCGAGGUCCUGGAGUCGAUGA